Messenger RNA from Hyla sarda, 904 nucleotides. RefSeq names its product immediate early response 3 (gene IER3). Lineage: Eukaryota; Metazoa; Chordata; Amphibia; Anura; Hylidae. The record is from RefSeq and is a predicted model, not a curated record. The coding region runs from base 84 to 572 and encodes 162 amino acids. Gene Ontology annotation, biological process: negative regulation of apoptotic process. The transcript has a single exon.
UCCUCGUUCCGCUCCUUCUCCACAUUCUCACCACAUUUGGGCGAUUUGAGAGCACCAAUAAUAAACCGCACUCACCUCAUAUUAUGUGCCUGGAAUCCGGCUCCAAAAUGCUCCGGCGGAGACCAAACCCUCUGCCCGUCCUCUGCUUCCAGGACAGCAGCUCCGACACUGACAGUGAGCCGCCCCGGGUGCUCCCCCGCCUGCCGGCCCGCAACAGCCACCCGGAGAUCUUCACCUUCGAUGUGCAGUCUGUGGCCCCCGUGAAGCCCCUGAGGGCCAAGGGGAGGAGACCCCGCAGGGUCCUGUAUCCGGCCAAAGUGCGGCGCUACCUGCCUCCCCCAGAGACUGACCGGCCCCUGCGCUGGUUCUACCUGCUCUGCCUCUUGGUCUUCGUUCAGAUCUGCUGCGAGGAUGCGGUACCGGAGGAGCUGGAACUCCCAUCAUCCGGUGUACAACUACUCCCACAGCCGUGUGCCCUGCUGCCCGUCACCCCGGAGCCCCCGGUGCCCUUCACCAACCACAGCCUGGAGCUGCACGAUGCCACCCUGAGCUGGGUGUACCAUCAGCGCUGAGGACCAUCACCCCCAUCAUCCUGAGGGACUAUACACUACAGCCUGGAGCUGAGCCCCUGCAAGAGAGGGCAGGACAACCCUACAGCUAAAGGGACUGCAUGGAAGGGCCCCUGGGGGCCACACUGCAGAGGAGACUUCAAUAAGGACAAUGCACUAAUAAAACCGCAGGGUCUGAACAUGGACUGACACUUGAAUCGUUUGCACUGAGCGUCUUAUGACUUUAUUUAUGUAACUAAGACUAUUUAUAUUAUGGAUAUUAAUAAUAUUUAUGAAAUAUUUAAUGUGUGAAAAUAAUAUUUAAUAUUGUGUUUAAAAUAAAUGAAUAUGGUUGA